Messenger RNA from Hippocampus comes (tiger tail seahorse), 3632 nucleotides. RefSeq names its product nucleus accumbens associated 1, BEN and BTB (POZ) domain containing b (gene nacc1b). Gene Ontology annotation, molecular function: protein binding; RNA polymerase II cis-regulatory region sequence-specific DNA binding; DNA-binding transcription factor activity, RNA polymerase II-specific. The record is from RefSeq and is a predicted model, not a curated record. Lineage: Eukaryota; Metazoa; Chordata; Actinopteri; Syngnathiformes; Syngnathidae. Bases 673 to 2523 code for a protein of 616 amino acids. The transcript has 8 exons. Gene Ontology annotation, biological process: regulation of transcription by RNA polymerase II.
UUCACUGCGAAUGUCUGGAAAACUCAUCAACCUGUUGCCAUGAAUAAUCUCAUUUCAUCUUGGGAAAAGUUCAGGAUGGUAAACAUCUGAACCCAGACUGUAAGUAGCUGGAAUAAAACUCAAUUGCAUUGGAGUCGAAGAAAGCGGGAAAUAAUGGGAAAAAUGAUUAAAUUCAAAGAUGAUCACGUCAACGAAUAUUCGGAACAACAACUGAUUUGAUUACUGAUUUCACCAAAAGAAAUUCAUAAAAUUGAAUGUCAAACAAACAUAAUUUUCCUCAUUUAAAAAACUGAGUUGGGGAGUGAGCUGGUCCCUUUAAGAACCCCUGCACAAAACUGCACUUUUAGGGAGAUUCGGAACAAUCAAUUACUUAUGAGGGGAGAACUUUGAUUUCAGAGCGUGGAUUUGAGGGGCGUAAAAGUGUAAUUUCAAAUCGUCCCUGAAGGCAACACCUGACAAAUCGAUUGUUCCACUUGGCCAUGCACGUCAGGCAAUUCCAAAUCCCUUUCGGUGUGUCUAAUCGAUGGUUCUGCAGCCUGUCUGCAACCUACGAGGCAGAAAACCCCGCUUUGCCCAUAGAGUACUAGACCCCCCUCCCUUCUUCCUUUCCGUCAAGCACGUGUGUGUACGUGCAUUCCUUCAUGAUGCUGCAGCGUCGAGUCUCAGUAAUGAAUGGCUGCCUACGUCGCGGCGGAGGGACACACCACCACCACCGUCACCAUUAGCAAGCUUCUCGGGCGCCGCCGCUGUUGCUCCACCGCGAACGAGUUCCAGCGGCCGAAGAGACCGCGUGGUGCUGGGCACAGCGUUAUGGCUCAGACGCUACAGAUGGCGAUCCCCAACUUUGGCAACAACGUCCUGGAGUGUCUGAACGAGCAGCGUCUGCAGGGUCUCUACUGUGAUGUAUCCGUGGUGGUCAAGGGACAUGCCUUCAAGGCCCACCGCGCGGUGCUGGCGGCCAGCUCGUCGUACUUCCGCGACCUGUUCAACGCUGGCGGCAAAAGUUCGGUGGUGGAGCUGCCGGCGGCUGUGCAGCCGCAGAGCUUCCAGCAGAUCUUGGCCUUCUGCUACACGGGCCGCCUGAGCAUGAACGUGGGAGACCAGUUCCUGCUGAUGUACACCGCCGGCUUCUUGCAGAUCCAGCAGAUCAUGGAGAAGGGCACGGAGUUUUUUCUCAAGGUCUCAUCCCCGAGCUGCGACUCGCAGGGUCUCCACAGCGAGGAGACGGAGCCUCAGAGUCCCGUCACUCAGACGGCGGGAGGGGCAGGCGGUACCCCGGUUGGCGCCACGGCUGCCAGACCCGCCGCUUGUUUGACGCCGCUACCCCUUAUGUCCAAGGUCAAGACGGAGCAGGCGGCCACCACCCCUCAAUCGCAACAGGAGGGCUUCCCCUAUUCGGUGGUCUGCAUUCCGGUGGCCAAGCGACUGUGGGAGGGGGGUAACGGAGGAAGCGCUUCGGCUGGCGCCGCCCAAAGAAAGGCGGCACGCUACUCUUCCUCCUCGUCCUCCUCCUCCUCAUUCACCUCCAGCGGCGCUACGCAGGAUUCCGCCGGGCGGGGACCUGCCUCUGCAUUACUGGCGGGAGGCACCACUAACAAUAAUAACAACAACAACAGCAACAGUAACAACAAUAAUAGUAAUAAUGGAGGGACCCCCGAUGGCACGAGUCCCGGCGCGCUCAGCCUGUACACGAGCGACUCGCCCAUCAGCUAUCACGACGACGAGGAAGAGGAUGAAAUGGCCGAGGAGAGCGCCGAAGAGCAGUACAGGCAAAUCUGCAAUAUUUACACCAUGUACAGCAUGCUCAACGCCAACGCCACAGUACCCGGUGAGAAGGUGGAAGCGCUGCCGGACGCGGGCGCUGACUCAGGGCGCCGAGGCGGGCGCCCCCGGCAGGAGCUGGCGUCGCUGCCGUCAGAGCUCAUCAGCCAGAUUGGCAACCGCUGCCAUCCCAAACUCUACGAGGAGGGCGACCCGGCGGAGAAGCUGGAGCUGGUGAGCGGCACAGCCGUGUUCAUCUCGCGGGCGCAGCUGAUGAACUGCCACGUCAGCGCCGGCACGCGACACAAGGUUCUGCUCAGGCGCCUGCUGGCCGCCUUCUUUGACAGGAGCACCCUGGCUAACAGUUGCGGCACGGGCAUCCGCUCAUCCACCAACGACCCGAGUCGCAAGCCGCUGGACAACCGAGUGCUGCACGCCGUCAAAUUCUACUGCCAGAACUUUGCGCCCAGCUUCCGGGAGAGCGAGAUGAACGCCAUCGCCGCCGACAUGUGCACCAACGCUCGCCGGGUGGUCCGCAAAAGCUGGAUCCCCAAACUCAAGCUCCUGAUGGCCGACAGCGACGCCUACUCUUCCUUCCUGGCCGACAACGUCAAGAUGGAGGCCGACGGGCUGGGCGGCGAGCAAGGCUUUGAGGGCGUCUCCCUGGAGGCGGCGACCGGGGGGAACGACAGCGGGGCCACGCCCACCGACACCCUCCAGGACGGCGGCGGGGGCGGAGGAGACAGCAGCACUUUGCUUUGAGUGAGUGAACGGACCGCCGGACGUUUGGGCGGACGGCAGGAGGGGGCGCGGCCGCUUUGUCGCCGCCGCUUCUGGUCUUUUUCUUCCUUUUCUAGCAUCACUUCCUUCUGCUUUUUGCCGCUCUUCCCAGCCCACAGAACACAGCAUGUACCAGAAUACCCGGGACGGGAAGUGGGCUUUUCCUGUCUGCAUGUAGCGCCAACGCGGUUCUCCUCCCGCCAAAAUCGAUCAUGUAUUACCAUCGCCCCCCACCCCUCCCUUCAUCGUGAAUGUACGUGGGUUUCGUGUCGGCUUUGCACCGAAGAACAACUUGAGUUUGUUUACGUUUCCUUUCCUUUUUUUAAAAUGUUUUUUCUUACAUUAUUCUGCUAAAAUUGCAGCAGGAUUUUUGGGAAGUGUUGCUGUGAGAACUCUUGAGUAAUUGUCAUUGGGAGCGCAAAAACUCCAUGUAGCUAACGAUGGUUCCAGAAGGUUUUUUUCUUGGGGGGGGGGGGGCGCUCAAAGUAGCCCACACAAAACAGCGAAGGAAUGGCAAUGUUUUUUUACUGUUCAUCUCCACACUGAAUGAACGUGCGACUUGUGGGGAAGGUUUUUUUUUUUCCUUUAAAAUUCUUACAUUUUGAUUUCUUUUGAGUUUUUGUUUUUUUAGGCCCCAACAAUUUAAUGGGCCACCUGAUUUAAUCGGCCAAGGUUAGACCAAUUAAAAUCUUCUUUUUUUUUCCUUUUUUUGUUUGCAAAUAACCACAUUACAACAAACGCCGGAUAAUGACAUUCAAACUUUUGCCCCAUUCCAGAAAAAUCGACAACAAAUUCAGAUGAUUUUUGACGAUUUUUCUCCCUGGUGUAGUUGAAACAAAUUGUAAAACAGUCUGUUUGGUCUGUAAUUCAUAUUUUUAUUGUUCUAAGAGUUAAGCAACCAAAGAAGAAUUUCUUUUUCGUUCAUUGGCCAAUUAAUCGAAAUCUGCUUCGGCCACAAAAAAAGUCCUGGUUGUUUGCUUUUAUUUUUUUCAUGUUGUUCUGUUAAAUCUGCAGCAGUUUUUUUUUCAGUGUUGCUUUGAGAAAUCAUCUUGUCACUGGUUGGCAAAAUUCCAAGUUGAUUUAAAAAAAAA